Strongylus vulgaris is the source of this 1428-nucleotide messenger RNA. The record is from the annotation of a GenBank genome assembly. NCBI's taxonomy places the organism in Eukaryota, Metazoa, Nematoda, Chromadorea, Rhabditida, Strongylidae.
AUGAAGACCGUCCGACGCGAGGAUGAAGAUAGAGAACGAAAACGACGUGAAGAUGAAGAGCGGGAAAGACGACGUCGUGAAGAAGAGGAAAGACGACGCCGUGAGGAAGAGGAAAGACGACGCAAGGAACAAGAGCAGAGAAAGAUGCAUGAGGUGGUCGGUCAAGAAAACCCUGACGAGUGGGAGGUAAUGGGUGAUCUACCGGACGUGGCCAAAAUCACGGAACACGAGGAUGAGAUGCAGAUGUAUCAGGAGGAGACAGUGACUAAGACCCAGUUCUAUGAAAUGGAGGGCACGUUGCACAAGCAGACUGGAGAAAUUCUAACCUUUGUGGAGGCUGUUCGUCAGGGACUACUUGAUCUCAGCGCAGGCGGGGGUCAGUUCUUUGACAUCCACUCAGGUCGCAUUAGUCUUGAGAAAGCUGUUGAACUUGGUUACAUCGAUGGUGCUUUCAAUGAUGUCCUGAACACUCGUUAUGGUAUCCGCCAUCCUGAAUCUCGCGCGGAGUUAACGCUUCUCGAGGCCAUCCAAAUUGGCCUGUAUGACCCCGAAACUAGACAUCUGUACGACAUUCACUCUGGCGAAAUGCUUGAGCUUUACGAUUGGGUUGCUAGGGGUAUCCUCACCAUGGACACUCAAAGGAGAUUGGUCAAAAUGGGUAUUUUGAAACUUCCUCCCAUGGCACUGCAUAGUGCUAUUGAUCAGGGUGUUUUGAACACUGUCUCUGGACAGUUCGUCGGUAAAUAUUCGCAUGAGUCAAUGCCCAUUAGAGAUGCCCUUUAUCACGGUUACCUUCAAUUGGUUUCUCCUCAACAAAUUCCAAUGAUAGCAAUCACCCUUAGUGACGCUAUCAAGGAAGGCUUCAUAAAUGCUAACAAUGGCGAGUUCGAUGAUAAAAACACUAAGGAUACCUUUACUCUUAGGGAGGCCUGCUCAAAGCAGUUAGGUCUUCUUAACUUAUACGUACCUGAAGUAGUAAAUACGGCUGAAAACACUAGACUGGAUUUGAAGGAUGCCAUGCUGCGAAACGCCAUCAACACUCGCAACGGCAACUUCACUGAUCUUCAGACUCGGCGCACGCUUUCCCUUCGCGAGGCAUACAACGAAGGUCUAAUUUCGAAGCCAUCAACCUUAACAGAGAUGUUGGAGAAAGAUCUAAUUGAUUCCACCAACCAUUUCAUUGAUCGUGGAACAAAACACAGGCAUACAAUUCUUGAAGCUAUUGCAGCUGGAGUUUUAGACGCUGAAGUUCGACACAUCGUUGAUCCUGACGAGAAGGACGUAAUUUCCAUAGCAGAGGCCAUGGAACGAGGAAUACUUGGCGCCGAUGGAAAGAUCAUUCUCGAAAAACAGCAAAAGGAGUUCACUAUUCCCGAAGCUGUGAGGGAAGGACUUCUUACGAAACGAGUACGCCACAGUAUCUUUGAU